Molecule: messenger RNA, 1380 nt
Organism: Didymodactylos carnosus
Lineage: Eukaryota; Metazoa; Rotifera; Eurotatoria; Philodinida; Philodinidae
Source: the annotation of a GenBank genome assembly
AUGAGUAAUAAUAAUGCUGCUUUUUCGGAGUCAGAUUUACUUAUAUGUCCAAUUACAUAUCGAUUAUUUCAUGAUCCGGUAACGGCUGAAGACGGUCAAACGUACGAACGUCAAGCUAUAGUCGAUUGGAUUCAACGUACAGGUGUUAGUCCGAUUACUCGACAACGUCUCACUAUUAACGGAUUAAGAUCAAAUCAAAAAGUAAAAAAAUUAGUUGAAGACUUUGAAUUACGAACAAAAUCGAAUAAAUAUUUGUUCAGAGUUGAUGUUGAUGUAAGAAAAAAAGGUAAUCGACCACUGUUUAAAGUAACCGGUAAGUGCAUAUGGAGAGCCGAGUGGUUAAACAACACAAAAAAUGGUCCAAGCAUUGUUUUAUUAAGAAUUAGUGGUGUUCGAGCUCAAAAAGAAGCAUCGUUUUAUGUUGAAUUAAGCAAUCAUCCACACGUCGUACAUACAUAUGGUCUUGUUGACGAUUUGUACACGCAAACAUUACCGGAUUCCGUGACAUUGCUGCAAGAAUAUGCACCAGAAGGAAAUCUAUGCGAAUUACUUCAGGAACAAACAGAAGUACCGAGCGAUACUGUCCUUUUUGAAAUAUUUAUUCAAAUUUCUGAUGCAAUGAUCUUUCUUACUAAUAAAUGUAUUAUUCACGGUGAUUUAGCUUGUCGUAAUGUUCUCGUAUUUCGUUUUGAUGCGAAUGAAGCACAAAAUAAUUUGGUAAAACUGACCGAUUUUGGUCUUAGUCAAGCAAGUACAUUGUACACAUAUAUUGAUAAUUCUGCUAAAAGCCCCAGAGAUAUUAUUCCAGUACGAUAUGCAGCACCCGAGAUACUCAUCGAUAAUUCUCCAGAAUCCUAUUCAGAACGAUCAGAUGUGUAUUCGAUGGGUGUACUCAUGUGGGAAUCCUUUUCCAAAGGAGAAAUGCCAUGGUCUCUCAUUAUAAAUGAUGAUGCCGUUUGUCAACGUGUGAUAAUUGUGGAACAUGCAAAUAUUACAUCGAAUUAUAUUGCAAUCACUGAUGAACGUAAAAAAAUACGUGAAAAACGAAUAACUCCCGGUGAGAGAUUAAGUAAACCAGCAGUAUGCAAUGAUGAGAAUUGGCUUUUAAUUUACAAAUGGAGUGAAACAGACGACGUUGUAAUACCAUGCGAUAUAUGCACAAAAUUAAUAUCAGCAAAUGUUUACAAAGAACAUACUGAUUCAUGUCCAAAUAAUCCACAAAAUAUUAUCAAUAACGUUGGUUUCUCGUCUACACCAUCGGCUAAACCAACUGAUUCGCGGCGUCAAAUAGAUAACACAAAUAUUGAGUCCAAAAGUGGAUUCAUGCACCAAUUGUGGGAUCAGAUACGUUCUUGUAUGAGUUAUUUACGACGCUCAUGA